Molecule: messenger RNA, 1428 nt
Organism: Salvia splendens (bonfire salvia)
Lineage: Eukaryota; Viridiplantae; Streptophyta; Magnoliopsida; Lamiales; Lamiaceae
Product: RING-H2 finger protein ATL52-like
Exons: 1
Coding region: 289-1245 (318 amino acids)
Biological process (GO): protein ubiquitination
Molecular function (GO): transferase activity
Source: RefSeq, a predicted model, not a curated record
AUUGUGAUUGUGCCACCUACUGGCACAAAAAUUAGUGUUGAUGGAUGAUGUACUUAGUUUUAACAAUCUGAAAUUAUUGUCAUCAAAAAAGUAUAGAUUCUUGAUAUGAUGCAUAGAAUAAAUUUCAUGAAAACAAAAGAGAAAAGAGGGUAGAUAUCAACUUCCACUUUCACAUUCCCUUCUCCUUUUUUUUCCCUUUAGUUUCCUUCCCUUCAAAGCUCUCUCUCAAGUCUCAACUAUGCAUAGAUUGCUGCAAAUCUAAUCAAACUGUUGGUGUGAGUGUGGAAAAUGGGGAGUGUUGGAAAUCCCAAUCCAUGGGCUCCUUAUGAGAACUACAGAGAUUGCUCACAGGGGAUUUGCAGCAUCUACUGCCCUCAAUUCUGCUACUUGAUCUUCCCUCCUCCGCCGCCGUCCGACGAUGAUUCCGGCGCCCCCUUCUCCCCUCUUAUAAUCGCCAUCAUCGGCGUGCUGGCCAGCGCCUUCCUCCUCGUCAGCUACUACACCCUCGUCACGAGAUACUGCCGGCGGAGGAGGAGCGGCGGCGCGGAGGGUCGCGGCGGCGGCGGAGACGAUUCUUCGCCGGAGCAGUGGCAGGUGGCGCUGGACGGGUUGGACGAGUCCCUAAUCAAGACCAUAACCGUCUGCAAAUACAAAAAGGGCGAGGGGUUGAUCGAGGGCACCGAUUGCGCCGUCUGCCUCAGCGAAUUCGAGGAUGACGAAUCGCUGCGGCUCCUCCCCAAAUGCAGCCACGCCUUCCACCUCCCCUGCAUCGACACGUGGCUCAAAUCGCAGUCCAAUUGCCCCCUCUGCCGCGCCAGCGUCGUCGUCGUGGUUCAUCACCCUUCCCCUCCUCCGAUUCCAACCAAUCUCCAUCAAUCGUCGCCUCCGGCGGCGGCGACGGCGAAUUCCUACCAAUUUGAGAGGCGUGACGACGAAUUGGUGCUGGUGGUGGAUGAUCAGAGCUCUCACUCUCAAGAGAUGGUUGUGAUUGAAACCGACGCCGGCGAGGAUGAAAACCCCCAAAUUGGGGAGGAUCAGUAUAGACGAUCGGUAUCCCUAGACACAUUUCCGCAGCAGCUCUUGAUCUCUGAUAUUCUGAAAUUUGAAGAUAUCGAUGAGCAAGGACAGAAUUGGAGGGGCGUUGGAUCGUCAAAGGGCUUUCUGCGAAGCCCGGCUUCGAUGAAGAGGUCGAUUUCGGCCGGUGGAUUCGUGUUCCGAAUCAAUGAGGCCGCUGCCAAAUUUUAGUGUAAGAUAAGAUACUUUUUUUUUUGUGGAGAAUCAGUGUUCUUACAACAUAGAUUCCGCUGAGCCAUUUUACUUCCACGUUUAUUGUAUGAUGAUGAUUGAUGAGUACACAAUAGAACCAACAUAAUGUCAGAAUUGGAGAAACUGUUCUUCUCUUUAUAUAGAAAUCAAUAUUUGGUGUCA